Molecule: messenger RNA, 399 nt
Organism: Nerophis lumbriciformis (worm pipefish)
Lineage: Eukaryota; Metazoa; Chordata; Actinopteri; Syngnathiformes; Syngnathidae
Source: RefSeq, a predicted model, not a curated record
AUGACUUUCAACGGCACCUGGAAAGUAGACCGCAAUGACAACUAUGACAAGUUCAUGGAGCAAAUGGGUAUCAACAUGGUGAAGAGAAAGCUAGCCGCUCACGACAACCUGAAAAUCACCAUCGAGCAGAACGGAGAAAAGUUCCACGUGAAGGAGAGCAGCAAUUUCCGCACCCUGGACAUCGACUUCACACUGGGGGUCAACUUCGAUUACAGCCUGGCUGAUGGCACCGAAGUAUCUGGCUCAUGGGCACUGGAGGGCGACACUUUGAAGGGCACCUUUACCAGGAAAGACAACGGCAAGCCACUGACAACCACAAGAAUUGUACAAGGAGAUGAGCUCAUACAGAGCUACAACUAUGAUGGCGUGGACGCCAAAAGGAUUUUCAAGAGAGCUUAG